AGCCAUAAUAAUUUUUGUGUUAAUUUGUCCUUUUGGUAGGCUGUAUAUCUAAGAAAAGAUGGCAGAUCCUUGGCAAGAAUGUAUGGAUUAUGCAGUUGGAUUAGCAAGGAAAGCUGGGGAGAUAAUCCGUGGAGCACUCAAAGAAGAAAUAUCUGUUAUGACUAAAAGUUCACCAGUAGAUCUAGUGACAGAAACUGAUCAAAAAGUAGAAAACUUCAUUAUUUCUUCAAUAAAAGAAAAGUAUCCUUCUCACAGCUUCAUUGGAGAAGAAUCUGUUGCAGCUGGAGAGGGCAGCAUUUUGACAGAUAACCCCACAUGGAUUAUAGACCCAAUUGACGGGACCACCAACUUCGUACACAGGUUUCCAUUUGUGGCAGUUUCAAUUGGCUUUGUUGUAAACAAAAAGAUAGAGUUUGGAAUUGUGUAUAGCUGUAUAGAAGACAAGAUGUACACUGCCAGGAAAGGGAAAGGUGCAUUUUGCAAUGGUCAGAAACUUCAAGUAUCAGGCCAAGAAGACAUUACAAAAUCCCUUUUAGUAACAGAAUUGGGAUCAAAUCGUGAUCCAGAGACUAUAAAAAUAAUUCUUUCUAACAUGGAAAGACUUCUCAGUAUUCCUAUUCACGGGAUUAGAGCGGUGGGUACAGCAGCUGUGAACAUGUGCCUGGUGGCAACGGGUGGAGCUGAUGCCUAUUACGAAAUGGGCAUUCACUGCUGGGAUAUGGCAGGGGCUGGAAUCAUUAUUACUGAAGCAGGCGGAGUACUGCUAGAUGUAUCAGGUGGGCCAUUUGAUUUGAUGUCUCGAAGAAUAAUUGCAGCAAGUAGUCGAGCUAUAGGAGAGAGAAUAGCCAAAGCACUUCAAAUAAUUCCCCUGAAAAGGGAUGAUGCAACUUACUGA
Molecule: messenger RNA, 895 nt
Organism: Eurypyga helias (sunbittern)
Lineage: Eukaryota; Metazoa; Chordata; Aves; Eurypygiformes; Eurypygidae
Gene: IMPA1
Product: inositol(myo)-1(or 4)-monophosphatase 1
Exons: 8
Coding region: 59-895 (278 amino acids)
Biological process (GO): signal transduction; inositol metabolic process; phosphatidylinositol phosphate biosynthetic process
Molecular function (GO): inositol monophosphate 1-phosphatase activity
Source: RefSeq, a predicted model, not a curated record